AUGCAGAUAGAGUUGGAACCUUCCAUAUUUCCAAAAUAUCAUCACCGGUCUAAUUCUGUGGCGAGCUUGACGGUAGAACAGCGGAGACGGAAGUGGUGGAGGGAUGGUGUGACAAAUCUCUUAUUUAUCCUGUCAUGGUAUGUGUUCGCUACGCUACUAUCAUUAUACAACAAAUGGAUGUUCGGACCUAAAUACUUUGGUUUUCCUAACCCCUUAUUUGUCACUUCCGUGCACAUGUUCGUGCAGUUCAGUCUUUCUGCAGUUUUGCGAAGGUUUUGGCCAAGGCAGUUCAAGCCCAAGCAUCAGCCCACAGCAGAGGAAUAUGGGUGGAAAGCUGUGCCCUGCGCGGUCGCCACUGCUGGUGACAUCGGUUUUUCAAAUUUAAGCAUGAAGACGAUCACUCUGUCCUUUUAUACUAUGUGCAAAUCCUCCUCUCUCAUCUUUGUCCUAGCCUUCGCCUUCCUGUUUCGCCUUGAAAGCUUCUCAUGGCGUUUGAUAGCCGUCAUUAUGAUCAUCUUCACAGGCGUCGUCCUAAUGGUGGCCACAGAGACACAAUUCGAACUCAUCGGCAUGCUACUCGUUAUCUCGGCUUCAGCACUAGGUGGACUCCGAUGGGCACUUACUCAGAUCCUGCUGAGGAAAAAGGGAUUGGGAAUGGAUAACCCUGCAGCAACUGUAUUUUGGCUCGCGCCUCCUAUGGGCGUUACGCUUGUAUUCCUGAGCGGGCUGAUCGAAGGAUUUGGCGUGUUCUGGGAAAAGGCCUUUUUUGGUGGAAUUGGAGCUUCGUCAAGAACCAUUCUAUUCACUGUCCUCCCUGGGGUGAUUGCAUUCGUGAUGGUCAUGAGCGAGUAUUACAUCAUUCAGCGUGUCGGGAUGGUGCCUAUGUCAAUCGCGGGAAUAUUCAAGGCAAGAGAUCUCCAGAAAUUGGGUGGCUUAGAAGUUUCAACGAUCAUCCUUUCGGGAGUGGUGUACGGAGAUGACUUGACCCUGAUCAACAUGGUGGGAGUGGGCAUAACGGUUAUAGGGAUUGGACUUUUCACGUAUCACAAGUACGAAAAGUCGGUGUUGUCGCCUGUGCCAUUGGACACGCAUGAAGAAAGUGGAGGUGGCGAUGAAGAAGACUUGGAUGAGGCUGUGUCGGAGGAGGACGGGAUAUUGAUGACAUAUCAGGUAUGA
Cantharellus anzutake is the source of this 1176-nucleotide messenger RNA. Its product is annotated as triose phosphate transporter. The coding region runs from base 1 to 1176 and encodes 391 amino acids. Gene Ontology annotation, molecular function: antiporter activity. The record is from RefSeq and is a predicted model, not a curated record. The transcript has 8 exons. Gene Ontology annotation, biological process: UDP-glucose transmembrane transport. NCBI's taxonomy places the organism in Eukaryota, Fungi, Basidiomycota, Agaricomycetes, Cantharellales, Hydnaceae. Gene Ontology annotation, cellular component: endoplasmic reticulum-Golgi intermediate compartment; cis-Golgi network; Golgi apparatus.